Penicillium griseofulvum is the source of this 1089-nucleotide messenger RNA. Its product is annotated as putative extracellular cellulase CelA/allergen Asp F7-like. The record is from RefSeq and is a predicted model, not a curated record. NCBI's taxonomy places the organism in Eukaryota, Fungi, Ascomycota, Eurotiomycetes, Eurotiales, Aspergillaceae. The coding region runs from base 1 to 1089 and encodes 362 amino acids. The transcript is spliced from 2 exons.
AUGAAGUAUCUUCGCCUGGCCUCCGUGGCCGCUCUUGUCAGCGCUGCUACUGUGUCCGCUGGCCCAUUGGGCAUCCGUGAAGAUAACGGAUACUGCCCCAAGGGCUACACUAUGAGCGUCUACUACAAGACCAUCUAUCCAUCAACGACUUCUGUUCAGUCUACAGUUUCCUCAUCGUCCACUACGGCUGCUGUCGUGUCUACCACCACUCAGUCCACAGUGUCCGCAUCGACUACUUCCACUGCAGAGACAAAGGUUGAUACGACUGCCCCGGCCGUGGUUCUCCCGACUACUUCCCUUGAGACUCUCCCAGUCCAGCCGACUACUGUCGUGAAGGCCCCUGCCGAGCAGACCACCACUAAAACCGCCGUCGAAGCUCCCACGACCAAAGCCGCCGUGCAAGCUCCCAAGGAAACCGUCGAAGCUCCCACCACCACCAAGUCUGCUACUUCCCCCGCUUCCACCAAGUCCCCAUCCACCGCUCCCUCCAACGGAACCCCCGGAAAAGCCACCUUCUACGGCGGCAACGUCGGCGGCGGAACAUGCUCAUUCUCCGGCUACACCCUCCCAAGCCACCUCUUCGGCGCCGCCCUCUCUCUCCAGCGCUGGGACGACGCUGCCAACUGCGGCGCCUGUGUCUCCGUCACCGGACCCAAGGGUAACUCCAUCAAAGCAAUGAUCGUCGAUCAAUGCCCCGAAUGCGAAAGCAACCACCUCGACCUCUUCCAGAACGCCUUCGCCGAGCUCUCUGACAUCUCAGCCGGUAUCAUCCAGACCACCUGGUCCUACGUCUCUUGCGAUCUGGACGGACCACUCAAGCUCAAGAACAAGGAGGGUACAUCCGCGUACUGGUUCUCGAUGCAGGUUGUUAAUGCCAACGAGGCUGUGGCUUCGUUGGAGGUUAGCACUGAUGGCGGUAGUACUUGGCACGGAACUACCCGUCAGUACUACAACUUCUUUGAGAACUCUGCUGGAUUCGGUACUAGCACUGUUGAUGUGCGGAUUACCGGUGCCAGUGGUAAGAGUGUUGUUGUUAAGAAUGUCGGGGUUUCGUCUGGUAAUGAGGUUACUGCUACGACGAACUUGUAA